AUUCAAUUAUAUUUGGACCGGAUGUAAGUGUUUCUAUAUGAGCCGCUUUCCGCUCACAGCGGGAUACCAGCACGCAGUCAUUGACUUGAAAAGACGUCAGCGCAUACACGGACAAAGAAGACAAGAAGACAAGAAGACAAGAAGACAAAAAGACCAAAAGAAGGCUGGAAUUUAUUCAAGACAAAUGAGACAAUUACGUCAUCGGCACGAGAGGGGCGCGUGCACUCAGGGUUUGUUAUAAGUGUUUUUUUUUAAUGAUCGUUGGAUUACAAAAACGUUGUUGGACUUGAAAAAAAAUGCACCUUGUGGGAAUAACUUUCUUCCUGGCGUACCUGCUUCACACCGACUUGAGUUACUGCGAAUAUUCUGAUGAGGAUGAAGAGGAGCACGUAGAUGAGGCGGACUCCCCAGCAUUGCCAGACAUGGAACAGAGGUUGCGCUCAGCAUCCAGUGUUGAUGAACUGAUGCGUCUCAUGUACCCUUUAUACUGGGCUGCUCUGAAGUGUAGAUCCAAACUACCGUUUGCCGCUACGUACAAACUGUCCCAUCGCCUGAGCCCACAAACGGACGAGACAACCUUUGCUGCUGCCUACCUCAACUUGGACGUUCUGAAAAGUAUAGAGUCAGAGUGGAGAAAAACCCAGUGCAUACCCAGGGAAGUGUGUGUCGACGUGGGCAGGGAGUUUGGUGCACCCACCAACAUCUUCUAUAAACCACCAUGUGUGUCCGUCUACAGAUGUGGAGGAUGCUGCCACUCAGAGGACAAACAAUGCAGGAAUAUCUCCACUGGUUACCUCAGCAAAUCUAUUUUUGAGAUCACAGUCCCUGUCAGUCAAGGCACCAAGCCCGUAACCAUCAGUGUGGCCAAUCACACGCAGUGCAGGUGUUUGUCCAAACUGGACAUGUACAAACACGUCCACAGCAUCAUCAGGAGAGCCGUGCCCCAGUGCCCAAUAGCCAAUCAGGCGUGUGCCCAAGAUGAAGACUGGAGCAGCACACGGUGUCGAUGUGUCAACACGGCAAACAAUCAGAGUCCAUCAUCGUCCCUUCUGAGAUCGCCCCAGGAACUCGACAUAUUCCCAGCUGAUGUGUGUGGCCCGCAUAAGGAACUGCAUGUGGAAACCUGUCAGUGUGUAUGUCAGCGCACGGAUCCGACUCCAGACUGCGGCGCUCACCGUCACUUUGACCGCAGUGCUUGCCAGUGUGUGUGCAACACGGCGCCGACCCACCCAUGCCCCCAGAACCACGUCUACGACAAGGAGACCUGCCAGUGCACAUGCAGUAAGACCUGUCCAAAGCACCAGCCACUCGACAAGACCAAGUGCUCCUGCCAAUGUAACCAGUCCCCCACUAAGUGUUUUCUAAAAGGGCGCAGGUUUCAUUAUGCUACAUGCAGUUGUAUCAGGCCUCCAUGUGAAGUCAGGAGACGAAGGUGUGAAGCAGGCUUUUUCUUCAGCGAAGAAGUGUGCCGCUGUGUACCGUCCCACUGGAGACGAGUGGACUGACCGCCACGUUGUAGAACACCUAAAGCUGCCGAUGGAAGACGGACCAGGUCCUCUUGUCCCGUGGACUGCAAUGGCAGCAAUUUGACUUGGAUGAACGUGAGUAAGAGCCCGUCCGCACUGCGGCGUUUUCGACUUGCACGCUACCUUUGUGAACCGAUGCCAACACAGCGGCUGCCUCUUUGUCCUCUGGAGUUGGCUUGGAUGAGCCGAUAACACGCUGCGUGAAAUCACCAUAUUAUUGGGACUUCUACGGCAAAACCAGCCAGUUUUUGGCAACUGUGAUGAGCAGCUAAGGAUCUUGGAUGACAACUUCUACCAGAUGCUUCAAAACCAGACGCUAACUAGGCGUGCCACCACACCCGAUGUCCCUAACUAAGACAGACCUGCUUCUCAAAUCCUCAACAAAUAACAGAUUUUUCUCUCAUCUCUAUAAUCCUUAUGGCAUUAAGAUGGAUAUCAAUAUAAACAAAUGGCCGCCUCCACAUUAAUUUAUCUUUAGUUAUAUUAUCUUUAUUUAUUUAUAAUACAAUAGGCAGAAUUUUUGUAUUUUAAUCUAAAUUGAAUGUAAUUACAGAAUAAAUGAAUAAACCAUGAUACUGAUAGUCAGGAAAAUAAGUAUUCGAUCCCCUUUCCAACGACAUGAACAAUACAUAAUACAUAUGGAAACAUUCAUUAAAAACUCUAACUUCCUUUGUUUUUGAUGAAGUGGUGUAAGUAUUUGAUCCCCUACCAACUAGCAAGCAUUCUGACCGCCACUCCAACUUUCAACUCAUUCUGUGGAUAACAGACCCGAUUCACAGAAACAGUGACUUUCAUUCAAACCUCUCCACCACCCGGGCAAGACCAAAGAUCUUCCCAAGAAGUAGUCAUUCAUAAAUUGAAGAAAUCACCGUCGCUCUGGAGCUCAAUGCAAGAUUUCAGCUGGUGGGGUAAGGACGAUUGGGAGACAAACGAGGGACCAGCCCAAAUUCCAAGCAAGGAGCUGAUCAAUGACAUCUGGAAUGGACCAACGUUGACGUUGAUGAAUGACGUUUGGAGGAAGGGAAACGUGACUACGAGCCCAACAAGCCCGUCCAUACUGGCGAACACGGAGGUGGAAACGCAUUGUUUCUCUGACAAAAACCCUUCCGGAGUUGUUGAGACGACAAGAAACGUCUGACCUCCGUGACCUCUGACCUCUUCACCAAGUACAUAUGCUUUGCUUUGGGGUGAAAUCAAAUCAAUCCAUUUUUUUAACAAUGUCUCUGUAGCAAAAAACCUAUCAUAAAAUAUUAUGGACAGUUCAUAAAUCAACAGGAACACAAAAACUUAUUUUGUUUAUCCACAUUUUAUAUCAUUACAGAAUAAAUAAUGAAGCUAGUAUAUUUAUGUAAUGUAUUGCACUACAAAUAUAUUUAUAAAGAAUUGUUUUGGAUAGAGUGAUGACAUAACGGAAUUCAUAUAAUACAGCAAAUACUACACAGAAUAUUUUGAUGAGAUUUUUUUGUAUUGUAUUUCUAGCCUCAAAUAGCUCAUAGGAAAGGUUUGACUGACAGUGUUUGAAAAAUCUCCAUCCCCGUUAUUACCUAUAUGUUUUUGUUUAUAUUUUUGUUUGUUUGUGUUCAAAAUAACUUGAAAUGUUCUCAAUGGAUUUGGACUUACGUCGUCUCAAUUGUCUUGUAAGAAAUGGAUGGAAUAAUUUAUUGAAGGAUGUUUUAACUUCUGUAGAUUGACACAU
Doryrhamphus excisus (bluestripe pipefish) is the source of this 3222-nucleotide messenger RNA. It is a transcript of the gene vegfc, whose product is annotated as vascular endothelial growth factor c. Gene Ontology annotation, cellular component: membrane. Gene Ontology annotation, biological process: positive regulation of mast cell chemotaxis; positive regulation of angiogenesis; vascular endothelial growth factor receptor signaling pathway. The record is from RefSeq and is a predicted model, not a curated record. Gene Ontology annotation, molecular function: growth factor activity; chemoattractant activity; vascular endothelial growth factor receptor 3 binding. Lineage: Eukaryota; Metazoa; Chordata; Actinopteri; Syngnathiformes; Syngnathidae.